Mugil cephalus (flathead mullet) is the source of this 3541-nucleotide messenger RNA. It is a transcript of the gene tpbgl, whose product is annotated as Wnt-activated inhibitory factor 2. Gene Ontology annotation, molecular function: protein binding. Gene Ontology annotation, cellular component: plasma membrane. The record is from RefSeq and is a predicted model, not a curated record. The coding region runs from base 285 to 1358 and encodes 357 amino acids. The transcript has a single exon. NCBI's taxonomy places the organism in Eukaryota, Metazoa, Chordata, Actinopteri, Mugiliformes, Mugilidae. Gene Ontology annotation, biological process: negative regulation of canonical Wnt signaling pathway.
GGCGUCAAAAAUACCACCAAGGGAGCAGCAGCUUUCCACUCAGCUACACUCGGCUGUUGUCCACCGCUCCGAUGCGUAAAUAUCCCAGAGAAAACUCGUCUUUUCUCCAAACAGAGACACACAGACCGAGCUGACAAUGGAUGCAGGCUUUGUCCUAUUCUGACUGUUUAAAGUGAGCCACGUCAGACUGGUUCGACUUUAAUGCCUGUCAGAGGAUUGUACUCGGCACCUUCUUUGCAACAGCCAUCGGCAGUUUUUCUUUUUUUUUCCGUUUUAGGACACAAAUGAGGGGGAAGAUGUGGAUAUUUUCCAGUGCCGACCACUCAAAGUAUGUUUUGUCUAUUUGGAAUCAGUGGUGUUUGUAUUACGCAGCGGUGGUGUGUUUGUUAUUGUCGCCGAUCAGGGCGGAAGAUGCGUGCCCGUAUUCCUGCACCUGUGCCAGAGACUCGGGGACGGUGACCUGCGGUGAUGGGGAGGACACAGAGGUACCCGGAGACAUACCCGAGUGGACGUCCACCUUUAUACUUAAGGGGGGAAACAUUUCAACUUUACAGCGCGGUGCGUUCACGACGAACGGCACGGAGUUGGAAAUGACAACACUGUCGCUGCCCUUUAACGGGAUUCAGGCUAUUGAACCGUACGCCUUUCUGGGACUUCCCCGGCUGCAUUUACUGGAUCUGAGCCAUAACCAGUUGGAGUCUAUCUCGGCCAGGGCUUUCCAUGGAUUACCGGAGCUGCGCUCCCUCUUCUUGAAUCACUCGGUUUUACCUUGCGCCGCGGCGCAGCUCUCCAAUGCGCUCAGCGCACAAAGUUUGCGUAACCUCCAUAGACUGGAGUUGGCGGGAAACAAGCUGAAGUCUAUACCCCUGUCGCGAUUUGAUAUCUAUAACCUCCACGUGUUAGUGCUGAUAAAUAACUCAAUAGAGAGCAUCGGCUGGGAAAACGUAACCAACCUGUACCAGCAAAGGCGCAUGCGCGUGUAUUUGUCUUUAAAUCCGUUUCGGUGCACCUGUGAACUGGAGGCGUUUUACUAUUGGUUGAAGAACUCGUCCCAGUGCCCGGAUGCAGGUAGUCUCCUGUGUCGUGAGCCGGAGGCCAGGAGGGGAAUCCCCGUGGAGAAGCUCCGGGGGGAGGACGUGGAUUGUAUGAACGAGAACCUGGAGGCGGUUUCGUACGUGUUCCUCGGUUUAGUGCUGGCUCUGAUCGGUGUGGUGUUCCUGAUGGUGCUGUACCUCAACCGGGGAGGCAUCAAGCGGUGGCUGAACAAUAUCAGAGAGGCGUGCCGAGACCAGAUGGAGGUCUACCAUUAUCGAUACGAGCAGGACUCCGAUCCGAGACUGGCCAACGUGGCCGUUUGACCCAGAGAAACACAAUAUUUAGAGGACACGGAAGAAAAAGUUGUGGCUUUUAAAACCACAUCCAUUUUCAGCAAUUGGCCAAGUCCCUCACUCUGGGAGCCAAAGCCAGUUAAAUGACAAUAAGACUCUAUUAAGUGUUCAUUUUGUACAACUGAAGACACUAUUGUACAUAUUGUAUCUCCUCUAGACAGGAAUGGCUUUCAUGCAUAUUAUUACACAGUCCGCUGCUUGUCAGACUCACUUAGUAUUAUUUAUCUUAUUAACCAAGUGACAAAUAUACAGUAUUUAUAUAGAAUCUCCAAGCUGAAAAGAUGACAGGAAAUCUGUGUUAUUGCUGGAAAGUGCAGUCCAUGAAAACUGUUUAAUGGUUUUUCAUUCAGCAAAGAACACGCAGCAAGAACAAAAUUCAUCUUUUAAUCUACUGUAAUAUCGCAAUCUACUGCAUAUUGCAAAUAUCGACAGGAAAGUGGCAGAGGAAGAGGGAUGAUGUGUCUGUUGGAGCGUGGAGCAAGCGCUGCUGAAGUAAACGGCUGUAUUUCAACAUCAGUUCCCAACCUCAUCUCCGAGAAUAGACUUUAAUCACUGAAAAUAAUACGCAUCACUUGACUCCAGGUCAGUUAAUGGGCGACAGGGGAAGAGACAGAUUGUUACCAUGCAUGUGACUGUACAGUAGUACACCUAGAAAAACAACCAGAACCUUAAUAAAAGUUCAAAUAAAAACAGCGAGCUAGCAGUGUUCUUCAUGUCAGCAUGAGUUAUCGCCACUGUCAGGAAGUGAUGACUUCAUGCAAACUGUGCUGUACAUUAACUAUAGGAGAUGUUUGGAAAUCCGCUUGAUUUAGGGGCGUAGAGUUCAUCCACUCAUGCCCUGAUCUACUGUAACAUGCCACGUCACCGUCAAGGUGAACCAAAGGGGAAAAAAAAGGUCAAGGCCACCUCAUCUGCCUCUUUACAAAGCCCCAGGGAGUGUGAGGUCUGCAUGGGGAGAUACGACAGGAAGGCGCAGCAGCAGUGUUAAUGUCAUCAGCGGCGUGACUAAUAAACCACAGAGAACGAGGAUCGACCUGUGAAGUCGGUAUCUCUCUGGCUCGCCGCUCAUCAGUUCCCUUAACUAAAGGUCUAUAUGGAGAUUACAAGGGUUUCGGAUGCAAGGUCAAACACGGAAAAAGACACUGAGUGUCUGACAGAAAGAGCUUAUUUAAGUUUUGUGCAUAAAAAGUUCACAGACUUUUAUAUCAUAAACAAGUUACAACCUCCGCUGACAACGGCGGCUGGAGAACGAAUGCUUGAACAAAUUACACUUUGAAACAAGUAGCUGACAGAAGUAUCUGCAAUCAGUGUGAUUUUUAGACCUGAUUUCCCUCUCCAAUAAAUCAUAUGCAGCAGAUUUAAGACAGUGAGGUGAGAAGUAAUCCAUCAUCUACAGAGGACCCGAUGUAAAUCUCAUUUUAUUAUUUCAGCAGAGCAGGAGGAACCUUUACAUAACAAUAGAUAAAUGUGGCACGCUGCCACUUGUUGACAUGCCAGCCUGCCAUGCACUACACUGUCAUGUAUAUGCAGGCCGAGCUAAAGCUAAGCUAAUCAUCCGGACAGCAGUGUUCAAGGAUAAAAGCAUUUGUGCGCUGCAUACGCAUGUCCCAGGUAACAAGAGUCUACAGUCACACAAGCAGCUUUGCAAGGCUGUACUUUGAGAUAACGGCAGUAUGCUACCACACUCACACCGGCAGGAUGAUGUUUAGGAGGUACACUUUUGCUGUGUUCAUGUAAGGAUGUUUGCUCAUCGCCAGUUUACACAGAGGUAGAUGGAUAUGUGAUUACUUUUGCAGGUGUUUGGCGAGAAAAGUGAGGACUGGAAAGCGUUUUUCACUCACUUGGCGUUGCCAGGAAAAGCUGAAGGAACAUUGAGGGUAGAUAUUAUUUCACGAUAUCCAAGACUUAGGAUCACAACCAUGAAUGUUUUAUGGUAAUCCAUCUAAUAGCUGUCCAAUAUUUCAGUCUGGCGUGAAGUGAUGGACUGACCGGCUGACCAACCUUUUCCAUUCAAAGAGCCGCGUCACUGCUGUGCCCGAGGAUUAGGUCUAUAAGUUUGACACAGUUGAUAUACAACUACCGAUAAAAGUCCAUAAAGAGAAACCUGCUGUGUCAAAAGCCGUUGUGUUGCUGUUAGGUUUUAGGAUAAGCUU